AUGAGCUUCAGCUCAGACCAUUAUCUUUGCUCCUCCUCCUACAGGAAGGUGUUUGGGGAUGGCUCACGCCUCUCCUCGCGUUUCGGGGGCAGCGGUGGCGGGAGCUUCAGGUCACAGUCUCUGUCCCGCUGCAAUGUUGCCUCGGCGGGUACCUGUUCCGCCUCCCCUUCUUUGGGGCUGGGGCUGACCUACCGCCGGACUGGGCCCGACAGCCUGGACCUGAGCCAGGCAGCAGCUCGCAACAACGAGUACAAGAUCAUUCGCACCAACGAGAAAGAGCAGCUGCAGGGCCUCAACGACCGCUUUGCAGUGUUCAUCGAAAAGGUGCACCAGCUGGAGACCCAGAACCGUACGCUUGAGGCUGAGCUGGCAGCACUGCGGCAGCGCCACGCCGAGCCCUCGCGCGUUGGCGAGCUGUUUCAGCGCGAGCUCCGGGAGCUCCGGACGCAGCUUGAGGAGGCUAGCUCCGCGCGGACUCAGGCGCUGCUGGAGCGGGACGGGCUGGCCGAGGAGGUGCAGAGGUUGCGGACGCGUUGCGAGGAGGAGAGCCGCGGAAGAGAGGGCGCAGAGCGCGCCUUGAAGGCGCAGCAGCGAGAUGUGGACGGCGCCACCCUGGCACGGCUGGACCUGGAGAAGAAGGUGGAGGCGCUAUUAGAUGAAUUGGCCUUCCUACGGCAAGUGCACGAGGAGGAAGUGUCUGAGCUUCUGGCGACGCUGCAGGCAUCGUCCCAGGCCUCGGCUGAGGUGGACAUGACCGUGGCCAAGCCAGACUUGACCUCGGCGCUGCGGGAGAUCCGUGCCCAGUACGAGUCUCUGGCCGCCAAGAACCUGCAAUCCGCUGAGGAGUGGUACAAGUCUAAAUUUGCCAACUUGAACGAGCAAGCGGCGCGCAGCACCGAAGCCAUCCGAGCCAGCCGCGAGGAGAUUCACGAGUACCGACGCCAGCUGCAGGCACGCACCAUCGAAAUCGAAGGGCUCCGAGGUGCCAAUGAAUCCCUGGAAAGGCAGAUCCUGGAGAUGGAGGAAAGGCAUAGUGCUGAGGUGGCUGGUUUGCAGGAUAGCAUUGGACAACUAGAGAAUGAUCUGAGGAACACAAAGAGUGAGAUGGCUCGCCACCUGCGGGAGUAUCAGGAUCUGCUCAAUGUCAAAAUGGCUCUGGAUAUUGAGAUUGCAGCUUACAGGAAGCUGCUAGAAGGUGAAGAGACCCGAUUUAGUGCUGGUGGAAUGACCAUUUCAGGGCUGAAUCCACCUCCUAAUCCUGGUUAUUUGGUAUCAUCCAGAAUGUUUAGUUCAACUGCCUCAAAAGUGUCACCUCCUAUAUUGUCUAAGAAAGAGGAGAAGGAAGAGGAAGCUUCUAAAGUGGCCUCCAAGAAGGCUUCUCAGAUAGAGGAGAGCUUUGCAGAAAUAAUGGAGGAAACCAUAAUCUCUACUAAGAAAACCGAAAAAUCAAACCUAGAAGAAGUCACCAUGUCAAGCCAAAAAAUAUAG
Vombatus ursinus (common wombat) is the source of this 1488-nucleotide messenger RNA. It is a transcript of the gene INA, whose product is annotated as internexin neuronal intermediate filament protein alpha. Gene Ontology annotation, cellular component: postsynaptic intermediate filament cytoskeleton; cytoplasm; intermediate filament. The record is from RefSeq and is a predicted model, not a curated record. Gene Ontology annotation, biological process: intermediate filament organization. The coding region runs from base 1 to 1488 and encodes 495 amino acids. The transcript is spliced from 3 exons. Lineage: Eukaryota; Metazoa; Chordata; Mammalia; Diprotodontia; Vombatidae. Gene Ontology annotation, molecular function: structural constituent of postsynaptic intermediate filament cytoskeleton.